CUCCUGAGUUCAAACAAUCCACCUACCUGAGCCUCCCAGAGUGCUACGAUUACAGGUGUGAGCCAUUAAGCCUGGCCCAGAUGAUCUGUUUAAAUAUCCUUUAUCUGCUCACAGUCAUUGGUCAAUUUUCCUCUGUUACGUCUCAUGAUGUACAAUACCAGGAUUUGGCAUCCAGCUUUAGUGCAUAUUUUAGCAACUUUAGCGUGGGACGCAACAUCAUCUCUCAGGCAAUCAGUGCAUUGAUCGAGUCACACUUGAGAAAUGGAAACAUUCAGGCGGCAAACUCUGUAAUCAGUGAUGCGUUAAAAGAAAUUGAUAAUGCUACACUGAACAUCGCUGUGACAGGGGAGUCUGGAGCGGGAAAGUCCAGUUUCAUCAAUGCCCUGAGAGAGCUUGGACCUGAAGACGAAGGUGCGGCUCCCACUGGGGUGGUGGAGACCACCAUGGAGAGGAUUCCAUACAAACACCCGAAGUUUCCCCGUGUGACACUAUGGGACCUGCCUGGCAUUGGAAGCACCAAUUUCCCGCCAAAAGAUUAUCUACAGAAAGUAAAAUUUGUUGAAUAUGACUUCUUUAUUAUUGUCUCUGCUACACGCUUCAAGAACAAUGAUAUAGAACUGGCCAAAAUGAUCAAAUCUAUGAAGAAGAAUUUUUACUUUGUGAGAUCUAAGGUGGAUUUUGAUUUAAGAAAUGAACAGGAGAGUAAACCUAAAUCCUUUGACAGAGCAAAAGUCCUGCAGCAGAUCCGAAACAACUGUCUUCGUAUUUUCAAUGAGAAUAAUAUUGAUGAAGCACCAGUCUUCUUAAUCUCCAACAGAGAUUUAUCAGAGUAUGAUUUCCCAAUCCUGAUCGACACCCUAUUAAGGGAUCUUCCUACUCCGAAGCACCACAUUUUUAUGCUUUUCAAGCCCGAUAUUAACGAGGCAGCCAUUGAAAGUAAGAGGGAUUCUUUGAAGCAGCGUAUUUGGCUAGAAGCCUUCAAGGCUGGCUUAAAGGCUGGCUUAAAGGCUGGCUUAAAGGCUGGCUUAGAGGCUGGCUUAGAGGCUGGCUUAGAGGCUGUCUUAGAGGCUGGCUUAAAGGCUACAGUAAAGGCUGUAGUAAAGGCUGCAGUAAAUGCUGCAGUGCCCAUAUUGGACAUCUUCUGUGACGGAGAAGUGGAGAAGCUCAAGGAGAUCUUAAGCAACUAUCGAGUCCUCUUUGGAGUGGACGAUGAAUCCCUGCAACGUUUGGCUAAGGACUUGCAAGUACCAGUGGAACAACUUAAGGCAGGCCUUAUAUCUCCAGGCUUAUUGGAAAAAAAGGCUAAAUCAAUAGAGUACAUACUUUUGACAAAUUUGGAGAACUUCAUUCCAUCUAAUAUAUUUCUCUUAAGAGGAGCAUUUACGUUUAGCAAAAUCUACUACUUGCAACUUCAAUUCCUUGACACAGUGGCCGAUGAUGCCAAAGUUCUCCUUAAAGAGACAUACUCAACAAAAAAAAAGUUAGAUUUCCCAAUAAACUAAAAUCCUCUGGAUGUUGAAAUCCAAAUUCAUGAUGGAAAAAUAUCACAGCGGAUGGCCAUAAACAAUAUAAUCGGUUUAUUGAGGUUGUCUAGCCUUCAAGGCAUACCUAUGGAUUGCAUGUCCCUGGCAGCCUGAGACCACAGGUGUGGAUCAUCUUUGUGUACGUCCUCAGAGGCAAAGAGCUAAAUACCCCUCGCUCACUCCCAGUAAAUGACCACAUCAGAUGAUUUUCCUUUUGUCAUAAAACUGUUUCAUAUAGCUGCCAGCCUGGCAUCCAUUUUUAGGCCUGACAUAAGUUGUUUAAGACCCAGUUCUACCCUGUUACCUGCACCCUAGUUAAAAUUCCCAUACAGAAACCACCUCUGAUUACAUAACUUGCUUUUCCCUCAUCUCACUGACUCAAGCUCAAUACACCGCACAGCUGUUGUCCACAGUAAAACCUAAUGGUCAACGCUAGAGUCAUGUAAAUAUGUCCCACACCCACCUUCUCACAUCUUCUCUUUAAAGUAGUAGAUCCACAAACCCCAUGGAAAACCCUAAAAGCUAUAAUGCCCAUCGUCCGUAAUAAAUGCAGAGGCCGCAGGGUCUUUCCCUCUCUUGCUCUCCACCCAUCGGGUGAGCCCCCCGCCACCUCUGUACUUCCUAUCGUCCUCCUGUCUGCACCCCUAACCUCUCUGGGAACCUGUGAGUAAUCAAUUUCUGCUGUUUCAUGCAUCUUGGAUUUGCCUCCUCAUUGUGUCUUGCCUGAAACACACUCCUAAACCUAACUUUCCCCUCAUCAGGGCUGUCCUGGAGAGCACUUAUCUUGCCUUAUGGCCACUCUCAACACAGGGACCUCAAGACCAAA
Molecule: messenger RNA, 2349 nt
Organism: Microcebus murinus (gray mouse lemur)
Lineage: Eukaryota; Metazoa; Chordata; Mammalia; Primates; Cheirogaleidae
Product: interferon-inducible GTPase 1-like
Biological process (GO): autophagosome assembly; innate immune response; cellular response to interferon-beta
Cellular component (GO): endoplasmic reticulum membrane
Molecular function (GO): GTP binding; GTPase activity
Source: RefSeq, a predicted model, not a curated record